Messenger RNA from Astyanax mexicanus (Mexican tetra), 2711 nucleotides. RefSeq names its product GATA zinc finger domain-containing protein 14-like. The transcript is spliced from 6 exons. The coding region runs from base 120 to 2519 and encodes 799 amino acids. NCBI's taxonomy places the organism in Eukaryota, Metazoa, Chordata, Actinopteri, Characiformes, Acestrorhamphidae. The record is from RefSeq and is a predicted model, not a curated record.
UGCAGGAAGUAAAGAAAGAGUGUCAAGACCUUACCUGAGAUAAGUCUGGCACAUCUGCAUGUAUCCCAUCACUCACACAAGAGACGCAGGCUUUAACGCUCCGGCUACAGAUCAGGAGGAUGAGAGCUGCUCAAUUUGUGCUUUUCCUGCUGCUCCUGCUGACAGACAGCAAUCAGUCAGAGACUGCUGUGGAUCCCCUAGUAAACACCACAAGCAGCAGUACAAUACCCCCCCAGGUAGUUCCUGAUAAUGCAACUACACCAGACGUCAUCCUUACCACACUACUAGCAUCUCUUAGCUCAUCCAUGUAUACUACACCUACUGGCUCAACUGUGCAAACUACAACAUGUAUGCUACAGUGCAUACAACAGCAAACAAGUCCAACUUCUACCACAUCAACAACAACUACUACAACAAUCCCAACUCCAACUGAAUCAACAACAGACAGUACAGCAAUCUCAACACCUACCAGCACAAUAACAGAAACUACUACAAGCUCAACCCCAACACCUACCAGCACAAUAACAGAAACUACUACAACAAGCUCAACCCCAACACCUACCAGCACAACAACAGAAACCACCACAACAAGCUCAACUACAACACCUACCAGCACACUAACAGAAACCACCACAACAAGCUCAACCCCAACACCUACCAGCACAAUAACAGAAACCACCACAACAAGCUCAACCCCAACACCUACCAGCACAACAACAGAAACCACCACAACAAGCUCAACUACAACACCUACCAGCACACUAACAGAAACCACCACAACAAGCUCAACCCCAACACCUACCAGCACAACAACAGAAACCACCACAACAAGCUCAACUACAACACCUACCAGCACAACAACAGAAACCACCACAACAAGCUUAACUACAACACCUACCAACACAACAACAGAAACCACCACAACAAGCUCAACUACAACACCAACCAGCACAACAACAGAAACCACCACAACAAGCUCAACUCCAACACCUACCAGCACAACAACAGAAACCACCACAACAAGCUCAACUCCAACACCUACCAGCACAACAACAGAAACCACCACAACAAGCUCAACCCCAACACCUACCAGCACACUAACAGAAACCACCACAACAAGCUCAACUCCAACACCUACCAGCACAACAACAGAAACCACCACAACAAGCUCAACUCCAACACCUACCAGCACAACAACAGAAACCACCACAACAAGCUCAACUCCAACACCUACCAGCACAACAACAGAAACAAACCACCACAACAAGCUCAACUACAACACCAACCAGCACAACAACAGAAACCACCACAACAAGCUCAACUCCAACACCUACCAGCACAACAACAGAAACCACCACAACAAGCUCAACUACAACACCUCCCAGCACAACUCCAACACCUACCAACUCAACAACAGAAACCACCACAACAAGCUCAACUCCAACACCUACCAACUCAACAACAGAAACCACCACAACAAGCUCAACCCCAACACCUACCAGCACAACAACAGAAACCACCACAACAAGCACAACUCCAACACCUACCAGCACAACUCCAACACCUACCAACUCAACAACAGAAACCACCACAACAAGCUCAACUCCAACACCUACCAGCACAACAACAGAAACCACCACAACAAGCUCAACUCCAACACCUACCAGCACAACAACAGAAACCACAACAACAAGCUCAACUCCAACACCUACCAGCACAACAACAGAAACCACCACAACAAGCUCAACUACAACACCAACCAGCACAACAACAGAAACCACCACAACAAGCUCAACUCCAACACCUACCAGCACAACAACAGAAACCACCACAACAAGCUCAACUACAACACCUCCCAGCACAACUCCAACACCUACCAACUCAACAACAGAAACCACCACAACAAGCUCAACUCCAACACCUACCAACUCAACAACAGAAACCACCACAACAAGCUCAACCCCAACACCUACCAGCACAACAACAGAAACCACCACAACAAGCACAACUCCAACACCUACCAGCACAACUCCAACACCUACCAACUCAACAACAGAAACCACCACAACAAGCUCAACUCCAACACCUACCAGCACAACUCCAACACCUACCAGCACAACAACAGAAUCCACCACAAAAAGCUCAACUACAACACAUACCAGCACAACUCCAACACCUACCAGCACAACUCCAAAACCUACCAGCACAACUCCAAAACCUACCAACUCAACCACAAAGACCUCAACAAGCCCACCUCCACCUGCUGGCACUGCGACAUAUAUAAUACGAGUGACUGUCAUCUCUGGGGCUGGAAAAGAUGUUGCAUUGGCCAACUUGGUAAACUAUGCUGCACAGCUGCAGAAGAAUGCAUUGAGUUCAUGUACAAAUUGCACACUGGACAUCGUAAGCAUCCAAUAAAAAACGCAUACAACCAGCCAAUUUCUACCAGUUACCUUCAUAUUCUGCCAUCUUUUUCACAUAGCAGUUUAGCUGGAGCUCACUUCAUACAGCAUGAAUAAAAUAUAAGUCACAUGUUGUUUUUGUAUUAUAUCUGAAAAAUAUUAUAUUUGAGAUGUUAAAAGCUGUAAAUUAUAUUAUAAAUGUUUUUCGAGCUCCUGAAAUGUUAUGAAGGUCUGAAAGUUGAAUACUUGAAGCUACUGUGUGUAUUAUAAACUGUGUGUAAAAUGUAAAUAAAUGUAAAUAAAACCAAA